Messenger RNA from Caenorhabditis auriculariae, 3553 nucleotides. NCBI's taxonomy places the organism in Eukaryota, Metazoa, Nematoda, Chromadorea, Rhabditida, Rhabditidae. The record is from the annotation of a GenBank genome assembly.
AUGAGAAGUACCCUCGGAUCGGCCCUCCAACUCAUCCGAUUCCCAUUGAUGAGCGUCGAGGAGUUCGCCCAGAAUGCUGGUUGGAACUCGAGGAAUGAAAAUCAAAUCUUUAAAAAAUGAUUAUAGCUCAAUGCGGACUUUUGUCGGAUCGGGAGGUCGUCAACCUUUUUCUCUACUACACCGUGAAUCCUAAGCCGCAAGUUGGAUAUGUCGACAGGUUUCAAAUCUUCAGCUCCACCCAGUUAUUUUUUGGAAGUUCCAGACCUCGAAGCGUGAUUUCGGGCAAGGAAUCGGUCGUCUCAAGAUUCCAGAGAACCGAAAAUCGAUGGGGCUACUGUGGCACCUCGGAUCGGAUCAAGUACUGUAUCUUCCCGAUUUUCCAGAAGUACUGUAAUCGUAUUCAAGGUUUACGGUGGAUCAGCAGAUCUACGUCGUUGGCCUGGGUCUGUACGGGUCGGUUCAUGGACCACACGAGUACGAGGUUCAAAUCAGGGUUAGUUCAAAGGUUCUUGGAACGAUUUAAAGGCGCAGCGGUUUUCUGUCCUAUGCGCCUUUAAAGCUUUCGCUUAUCAGAUUGGUAGAAUGUACCCAAAUUUUAAACGCGCAGCAGCUUUCUCCAACAUAUGCGCCUUUAAAGUUGUCUUGAAUCUGGGAUUAUUGGAUAUACUGAAAGUUUAAAGGCGCAUAGGCUUAUUUUGUCCUAUGCGUCUUUGAAAUUGUUGUGAAUGGACUAUUUGGAGAAGCAUCAGAAAUUAAAGGCGCACGGGCUUUUUUCAAGUUGUUUUGAACGAACUGAUUGUACGAAAAAUUUUAAGGCGCUGCAGUUUUUUUUCCCUAUGUACCUUUAAAUUUUUUUUUUGAAAGGGUCAUUUGUAGGAUGUGCUGGAAGUUUAAAGGUACAUCAGGUUUUUCUUUGAACCUAUGUGCCUUUAAGGUUGUUUUCACUGAUCUUAUUGGAGGACAUACUGAAAAUUUAAAGGCACAAGGGCCUUUUUUUCUGUUUCUUGAGCCGUCAAAGCCCUUAUGAAUGAACUGUGUAGGAUAUGCCGGAAGUUUGAAGGCACAGUAGCUUUUUUAUCCUUUAAAGAUCUGAUGAAUGAACUGUUUGAUGGAAUUACUGGAAGUUUAAAGGCACAUAACCUUUUUUCAACCUAUGCGCCUUUAAAUUUGUUGUGAAUGACCUAACCAGAAAAUAUACUGAAAGUUUGAAGGCACAGGAGUUUUUUCUGUUUCUUGAGCUUUCAAAGCUCUUCUGAAAGACCUAUAUGGAAAUGUUUCAGAUAAUCCACUGUGGAACGGGUAGAACAUUGGCGGAGAACGAUACGUCGUUCGUAUGUGACGGCACGGCGGCGGCGAAUCGCGUCUGCUUCCGAGAACCUGUCGAAAUCCUCUCCGGAGUCACCUACAUCGCCUCGGCUUGUCUGAAGGUGAAGAAGGAACACUGAAUGGAGUUGUAGUGGUCAUUCUAGGGGUGUCAUCUUGUAGUGAUCAUUAUAGAGUCUUUAGCUUCAUAUCGUGAGCUCAGUUCGUUCUUGGAAGGGCAGAACAGCUGGAGGGGUCACUUUAGGGGUCCCGAUAUCCAUAUUUUCACCUCUUGAGCACUCAAGGGACUUCUAAAGGGGAAAAACUUAUUAAGAAAGGUUUCAGAGAUUUUUUCUUCAGCUUUUUAUUUUUAUUUUGUCAAUUUCUGAAGUGUUCACUUAAAAAGUCUCCCAGUCACUUUCCUGUUGUUCUACGACUACUCGGGGCGGUGUUUGAAGAUUAGGAAUUUCCUGGGACAUACUUAAGUGGUUUCUAUAGGGUUUUAAGCUUCUCAGCUUCUCAAGUCCCCGUUCAAGAAUCGAAAACAUAGUCAUCUUUGAGAUUUGCAUCCUUUAGGAAGAGUUAAAAUAGUUUUCCCAAGCUGUUUUUUGAACUUUAAGAUCGUUACCAUGGUUAUCGCUGACUUAUUAGAACAGGUUUUUUUUUUCUGAAACUCAUCGGAGUUGAAUUAAUUGAUGAUUCAGGAUUUUAAUUAAUCAGGAGAUGUUUAUCACGAUAAUAAAAUGUCAGGUUUAAUUUAUUUUUUUAUCCCCUGGUUGACUCAAUUACUCAACCUUUCAUAAAAAAACGAAAAAAAGUAUAUUUUUUCGAAAACUUUUUGAAAAAAGUCAGUUUUAAACUGUUUCUGGUUGUGUUUAAAGUUUUCCAAGUUUCCUAUAUUAUUUAGAUUCAAUCCAAUAACAUUCUUGGUUUAAAAAAAAGUCUGGAGCGCUAAAAAUAAUUUUCAAAUGUUUUAUGAGCUCUAAGAUCGUUGCCAUGGUUACCGAAAUUAAUCAAAAACAAUUUUUUUGGUCGAAACUCAUCGAAGGUUGAUUAAUUGAUGAUUCAGGCUUUCAAUUAAUCAGGGGAUGAGAAUAAAAAUAAGUUGAUAAGGUUAUACCAAAGAAUCAGUUUGCAGAGUUUCUGCAAAAGUUGAAAGGCUCAGAGAUCUUUUGAAAGUACAAGUUCAUGGUUAGGAACUUCCUCAUCCCUGGAGGAAAAUAUUGAAAAUGAACCUGUAUGAGACGUUUUACAGUUUUUAGUCGGUUUAGCGAUCAUUUCUGGUUCUUUCAGUACUCGGAAAAGUUACAGAGACGGUUUUGAAGUAGGAAAUUUUGAAAAGUAUUAUCUUUAGAGGCUUAAACGACCUUAAACUUAUAUAAAGUCCUCUUCACUUUUUCACAGUUUUUAAGAAGCUUUCCGAUGAAGUUAUUGAAAAAGUCGAGAAAAAACAUAUUUUUUUAGAGACCAAUAUGAUUGAAAACUUCGAUAGAGUCCCCUUCAGUACUUGGGAAGAUUUUUGAGAACAUAAAGAUAAUUCUUGAAGUUUACAGAACUUUCUAGAACUUCGAAGCCUUUUUUCAGCGAUAUAUGAGCAAGUUUUCAAGAGAAAUGAUUGAAUAAAACCUAGUUUUGCAUAAUUUUUCAUGUUUUAAAAGUUGGAGACAAUCCUUUGAAUCUUUUGAUACUAUAACAAAGUGAAACGGAAUUUUUGGGUUAAAUUUUUUGAGGUGAAGCUUUAGAGGCUACUUCUGAUCAAAUAAGGACGUCUACAUCAAAAUUUUUUUGGAAUCAUCAACUUUAACAGCAAAAAUCUGAUGAAAAUAUUGAUUUUACCUGUUUUUACAGUAUUUUACAGUAUAAUACAGUAUGAUACAGUACAGUAGAGGUUUGAAAUUGGGCGUAACUUUUCUGAAUGUGGUCCAUAUCUAUCAAAGCCAUUUUCAAGAACCGACAAGCUCUUUUCACUGCUCUAGAAAUGCCAAAUUUUCGUCGUUGUGUGAAAAUUUUGAACGAAAAAACGUCAUUUUUAAAAUUUUCAAACAUGAAUUCCGUGGAAAAAAAAGAUGAUAGCUGAUUCAAUGAUUCCCAGGGUCCCGACUCCUUUUACGGGACGAAAGGCCUCCGUCGGAUCGUCCAUCAGGCGGCCGAAGUCACUUUCCAGUUCACCUACGCCGCCAUGAACAACAACGGAACCAGCGUCGAAGACGGACAGAUCCCCGAAAUUAUCUUUUACACCGCAAAACACUGA